Schistocerca nitens (vagrant locust) is the source of this 891-nucleotide messenger RNA. RefSeq names its product another transcription unit protein-like. Lineage: Eukaryota; Metazoa; Arthropoda; Insecta; Orthoptera; Acrididae. The coding region runs from base 1 to 891 and encodes 296 amino acids. The record is from RefSeq and is a predicted model, not a curated record. The transcript has 3 exons.
AUGGCAGUGGUGGCAGUGCUGCCAACAACGGGACUGAAGCGAGGCUGGACAGCGGCAGUGUUGCCACCAGUGAAAACAACAAACACAAUGGAUACCACACUGACAACAACAACCAGCGAGGGUGCAGCAACGGUAACUGUGACGGUGCGUCCCAAGACGGUCAGGUCGACAGGAGAGAGCAAGCGGCCAGGGGAGGUGAACGGCAGGAGGAGCCAGCAGCCUGCGAGGAGCGGCGCGGCGCUCCACAGGGCCAAGUCCGCCGCCGCCCCCAACCCUGUAGAGAGCGGGGGCGGGUCUGCGGGCUCGCACGCCAGGAGCAAGUCGGCGGCGCCCGCCGGCAGUGCGAGGCUGGGAUCCGAGGACCAGUCCAACAGCCUGAGCUCCAUCAGGAUGGUCGCACGACGUGGGGUAUCCAGCAGUCCCAAGGACCGUGCAUCUCCUCCAGACCGCAACAAUAAUGUCAACAAUCACAGCAGGAACAACCCCACCGGUAAGAAGCCCACUCGGCACAGAAGUUCGCCCAACCUGCGAGUCGGCUGUACGGCCUGCAGCAGCGGCAGUGGAGGCGCUGGGGGUGGAGGAGCACUGCCACCCCCAGAGCCGUACAAGAUGGCCUUCAAGGCGGGGUCGCCGGAGUCCUCCUCUGGUGGUGGCGGCAGCAGCGCCGGGAGUGGUGGAGACAAGAAGACGUCUGUAUACAAAGUACCUCGGCCGCGUGCACCCUUUGCCAAGCGCUGCUACAGCAUUGACACGCUGACCCCACCCUUCUCACUGUGGCCUGGACAGCAAGGAGGCUACCCCGAACACUGGAGGCUGGCCUCCGUCUAUCAGCAUGCCUUCAAGCCCAUUGAGAUGCGUCGGAAACCGCUUCUCGCUUCAGUAUACCAGUAG